Onychomys torridus (southern grasshopper mouse) is the source of this 1014-nucleotide messenger RNA. Its product is annotated as speedy protein E4-like. The transcript is spliced from 9 exons. Gene Ontology annotation, biological process: positive regulation of cyclin-dependent protein serine/threonine kinase activity. Gene Ontology annotation, molecular function: protein kinase binding. Lineage: Eukaryota; Metazoa; Chordata; Mammalia; Rodentia; Cricetidae. The record is from RefSeq and is a predicted model, not a curated record. The coding region runs from base 1 to 1014 and encodes 337 amino acids.
AUGUCUGCACCAGUCCCUUCAGACACAAGACCAAGGCUUCAGAACCCAAUGAAAGGUCAAAAGAAAAAAGUACUUGUGAAAGCCAAGGCAGAAAGAAGACCAGAGAUGCCAACUGUCUCCCCAAAGGUGCCCUGCAAGCAGAAUGAUUCAGGGAACGAAGUGCCAGAUGAUAGAGUUUGCUUGGCAAAAAAAGCUCCACAGGCCAGCAGCGUUUGGGCUUCCAGUGAUGCUUCUGCAGGGGAUGUGCCUGAGCAGACAUCCAAGAGGAAGAGGGCACCGAGAAAAAGGAAACCAGAGAAUAUUGUCACUGAUCCAGGAGCUUGUAUCAUUGUUGCCUCCAGCAAUGCCUCGGCAGGGGAUGUCUCUGAGCAGCCAACCAAAAAGAAGAGAGGCCAGAAGACAAAGACACUGGCGGAUGUCAAAGCAGCUGCCCAGGAGAGCAGCCUGCAGGCCUCAGGCCCAGCCACCUCUGAAGCUACCCCUGAAGCUGCCUCAGAGCUGAAGAUCCCCAGGAGGAGGACGAAGAGGAGCAUAUGGACUGUGGACCGGAUCGAGGGGACAAAACUCAUAAUAAACAAGAAGAGAAGACUCAGUUACCGACCUGAGGACCUUGAAGCCUUCUACCGACUUCUGGAGGAUCCUGUGGUCCAGAACUUCUUGGCAGCAGACAUUUUCUUCAGGGUGACUGACAAGUACCUGCUCUCCAUGGUGGUGGAGUACUUUGGCCGACUUGGGCUGCCUGGACAUCUCUACAACAGGAUCCACUUCUUCCUGGCCCUCUACAUCGCCUGUGACAUGGAAGAAGAUGACCCCAUAUCCAAGAGGAGCAUCUUUCAAUUCUUGCUGGGCAGAGACACAUGGCAAGAUUUGUACAAGGACUUCCAAAGGCUACAGAAGGAGUUCCUCCAAGUCAUAGAUUACCGAGCCUGGGUCACACGACAGGAGUGUGAAGAGAUCCAGAACCAGAACCCACACCACUGGGUCUGGAGCCGGGUGCGCCACAGCGCCCCUUAG